Molecule: messenger RNA, 1013 nt
Organism: Suillus clintonianus
Lineage: Eukaryota; Fungi; Basidiomycota; Agaricomycetes; Boletales; Suillaceae
Exons: 4
Coding region: 241-537 (98 amino acids)
Biological process (GO): poly(A)+ mRNA export from nucleus; positive regulation of DNA-templated transcription; regulation of transcription by RNA polymerase II
Cellular component (GO): SAGA complex; nuclear pore; DUBm complex
Molecular function (GO): transcription coactivator activity; chromatin binding
Source: RefSeq, a predicted model, not a curated record
UUGCUUUCGCGUUGAGUACUAGUGAAAGCCUGCGCGUCCCUUCGUACGCACGACACACCUUGACUUGAUUUGCUGGGUUGAACGUUGCAUCACGGCAGUCGUAGCCAAGGACUUUGCAUCCUUCAUUAGCCCAAAUUCCUCAAACGCGUCUGGCAGUGACAUUUAACAUCCCUUCGCUUGAGUUUGGUGCUCAUGGUCGAUACCGUACUCUAUUGAAACAUCAGGCAUUGAGGAACUGCCAUGUCCAAAUCGACCUCCGAGGUUGAUGCACUUUAUGCAGAAAUUCACUGUCGAAUGAUCGAGAAUGGAGAGUGGGAUCGAAUAUUGCAUCUGAUGUCCUCUAAGUUGUCUGAAAGCGGAUGGACAGAUGAUCUUCUGCACCGUGCCAAAGAAAACAGUAGAACCAUGGAUCCGCUUUCCCUUCAGACGAUCCUGCGGGAAUUGUUAUCACAUGCGCAAACAAGCGUGCCUCUUUCCGUGAAACGGGAAAUCACGACUGUUAUCAAGCAGUUUGUAAAGGAGCAAUUCGAGAAGUAGCCAAUACACCUCCCAUGACACCUUCUACUUAUCUCAUGCGAACGCUUUCAUGUAACUUGCCCAUAAUUAUAUGCCAGGGGAGCUAAACGAAAUGACUUUGACUAUUCGAAAGCUAGGCUCCCCGGCAUUUUCCUGCGGUAACCGUGAUUGGAUUACUUCUGCGGGAAGCAUCACCGCCGUUAUCAAAUCGAUAUACCACGAUGUCAACAUCUUCUAGCGUCUCAGCAUUGCAACUGAGUGCUAUGCGAACAGAUAGCUCCGCACUAACAACUUCGCUUUGGAAAGAGUCAGGAAGAACAGGCGAUGGAACCUAAAGUACUCACAGGACUCAUCAUGCAUCAUGAUGUGCUAGCGAAUGUUUUCAUUCUUCAGUAUUUUGAUGUUCACAGCUCCCUGCACGGCUACCUAUAGCUUCUUAACAGACCUCGUCAUCAAUGUUCUUACCAGAUUCUCGAGCUAUCAUUACUUGCAAUGAG